Macrobrachium nipponense is the source of this 1125-nucleotide messenger RNA. RefSeq lists its product as uncharacterized. The transcript has a single exon. Lineage: Eukaryota; Metazoa; Arthropoda; Malacostraca; Decapoda; Palaemonidae. The record is from RefSeq and is a predicted model, not a curated record. The coding region runs from base 1 to 1125 and encodes 374 amino acids.
AUGAAGCCGCUGUUUGCGCGAAGGGCAGAGAGAGGAGAGUACCGUUCUCUAGUGCAGGACAUCACUGAGGGAGACAAAGAAUUUUUCCAGACUUACAUGAGGAUGAAGAAGGAUACCUACCAUCAUUUGCUUCGGAUUAUCGAGAACGAUAUAACAAAAAAGGACACACGAUUCAGAAAAUCCAUUACAGCAGCUGAACGUCUGGCACUCACACUUCGUUUUCUUGGACACGGCGAUUCUCAAGCUAUUUUGAGCAUUGUAUACCGUAUAGGCAAAUCGACGGUUUGCAAAAUCAUCAACGAAACCACACAAGCUAUUUGGAGAGUUCUACAACCAGAGGAAAUGCCAGCACCUACGCUUGAGCGAUUCCGCAAGAGCGAAAACCAAUUUCGAAUGAGGUGGCACUUCCCGAAUUGCGUUGGCGCCAUAGAUGGCAAACACGUCCGCAUUACCUGCCCAAUUAACACCGGUUCCGAGUAUUACAACUACAAAGGGUUCUUCAGCAUCGUCUUGCUUGCAGUUGUAGAUAGUGAUUACAACUUCCUCAUGGUGGAUGUUGGGGGUUAUGGCUCUCAGAAUGAUGCGGGAGUAUUUCGUCAUUCUCAAUUUGUUCGGGCACUUUUCAAAGGCGAUUUGAAACUUCCGGAGUGCAAGCCAGUUGAAGAAAAUGGACCUCCUUUACCACAUGUAAUCGUUGGAGAUGAGGCUUUUCCACUAACCACGUUUCCUAUGCGUCCCUUCCCUGGAACAGAGUUGUCCGACGAAAGAGCUGUGUAUAACUAUAGAUUUUCUAGGGCAAGACGUAUUUCAGAGAAUGCCUUCGGAAUCCUUGUAAACAAGUGGAGGAUCUUUCAUCGACCGAUUCAAAUGAGCGUUGAAAAUGCCGUUCGAGCAGUCAAAGCUGCGUGUGUCCUCCACAAUUUCGUUCAUCAUUUGGAUGGACAUAAUCCUGCUAUGGAACAACAAGAUCAGCAGAGCACACAGACCGAUUAUUGCUUGCAUGCACUUCCCGGUUCCCGUGGAAAUAUAACUCAAAGAGCAAGAGAAAUUCAACUUGAAUUUGCAAAAUACUUUAUGACUACUGGAGCUGUUGAUUGGCAAAUGAAGUCAAUUGGUCGUGGCUAG